GCUAAGCAGUCCCCUGCAGCGCUCCUGAGCUCUGGAUGGUCUCAUCUGGAUGGGAAGAAAGGUUUGCCCUUAACUCAAGCUAAAACCUCAUGGAGACAAGGGCUGCUGUCAGAGGGAGGCUCUAACCCAGCAGGCUGCUGAAAGGACCCACAGGCCAGUGAUCAGGGGCUCGGCUCAGCGCGAAGGCAGGACAAUGGCGGAUGAGGAUAUCUAUGAGAACAUGCCGAUGACGGAAGCUGCUCCCCAGGCCAAAGGAAACCCUCCCCAGACAUCGGUCCCUUGGCGGCACAGGGCGGGGGGCAUCGUCACUGCUGUCUUUCUCCUCCUGAGUCUGGCCCUGGCCACGUCCCUCCUUGCUGUGACGCUUCUAUAUCUCCGGGCACAGAGCAAGCUGCAAGCGGUUGAAGAAGCGGUGCAGAAGCUCCAAGUCUCUCUGCAACCUGACAACGCCUCGGAUGCGUCAGCAAAGGGAUCAGACAGUCUGCAGCUAUUGGAUGACGCGCAGGCAGAAGUCCGGAUGCUGAAAGCCCAGCUGGGUAACGUCAGUGCAGCGUAUGGAGAAAUCCAGAUCCGGCUGGACAUCAGUGCAGCGCAAGCAGCAGUGCAAGGUCGUUGUAGUGACAUGCUGAAAAAGCUCCCCAGGGGCUGGAGGUUUUACGGUGGGAACCUCUAUUACUUUUCAAAAGGAAAAAAGUCGUGGGACGAGGCCGAGCAAUUCUGUGUGUCUUGGAACUCACACCUGACCUCUGUCUCCUCCCAGGCAGAACAGGAGUUUCUCUCCAGCGAGACCCAGGGAGAAGAUCACUGGAUUGGACUCACCGACCAGGAGACAGAAGGCAGCUGGCACUGGGUGGAUGGCACAGAAUACAGAGCAGACGCAAGCAGGGGGUUCUGGGCGGAGAAUGAGCCAAACAAUCAUGAUCCGGAGAAAGAUGGUGGAGAAGACUGUGUUCACACUGAGCCAAGAAAGCAGAAUUUGUGGAAUGAUUACAAGUGCACUCAGCCUUUCAGGUGGAUUUGUAAGCAGGCCCAUGGAUAGGCUGGGCUGUGACAUGCAGGUCCCAGCACCUCAGAAAGCCGCCUUAAUUUCCAAGCUAGAAUAUUUCCCAGCCACCUGCCAAUGAGGAGCCCUGUGCACUGGAGGGGGCCGCAUGGGAUGUGCAUUACAGGGACGCUUUUUCUUGCUGUGAUAUUUCUGGCUGUAGCAGCAACAGCGACAGCUGCCCUUAUGCCGCUCAGUGUGGCUGGCUCUGUAAUUUGUAUGUUUCCAGGUCUGUCACUGAAUAAAAUCCUUGGAUCGUGGAGUUAUUGUUUCACAAUCAUCCAAUAAAUAAUGAUUUUCUUGACUUCUGGUAGUCAGACCUGUUCAUGAUGACAACAGCACCUCCGUUAUCAGCCUCUUUGAUUAUCAUGUCAGGGUUAUUUCUGAGGCUGUGGAUGGCACUGCGUUCUGCACGACUUAGGUUAUGAGGCAAGCAAUGUUGGUUUUCCACAAUUUCUGCCUGUGCAUGUCGGCAGAAGCAU
Molecule: messenger RNA, 1524 nt
Organism: Mauremys mutica (yellowpond turtle)
Lineage: Eukaryota; Metazoa; Chordata; Testudines; Geoemydidae
Product: C-type lectin domain family 4 member F-like
Exons: 8
Coding region: 194-1039 (281 amino acids)
Biological process (GO): biological process involved in interspecies interaction between organisms
Cellular component (GO): external side of plasma membrane
Molecular function (GO): carbohydrate binding
Source: RefSeq, a predicted model, not a curated record